AUGAUAUUAACUGGUGGUAUUGACAAAACUGUCGUUCUAUUCAAUUCUCAAACGGAGACCGUUGAAAACGUUUUCAAAGGAAAUCAGAAACGUGUUAAUGCAAUUCGUUUACAUCCAAAUUUGGAAACUAUAGUUUCUGGAGGGCAGGAUUCAAAGAUUCGAAUUUGGUUGGCUAAUGAUCCAGAUGCUCGUAACGUAAUUAAUAUUCACGACACAGCAAUUACGGAUGUCUCUCUUCAUCCAACUGGAGAUCACUUUCUUUGUACUUCAGACGACUCGUAUUGGUCAUUAACUGAUUUAAAUACUGGCAGCCCGUUAAUUAAGGUCAAAUCUGGUGAUGAUGACGUUUCUUUACGUUGUGGACAAUUUCACCCUGACGGUUUAAUUUUUGGAACUGGUGCAAAAAGUUCAAUAGUUAAAAUUUGGGAUAUUAAAGAACAAAAUAAUGUUGCACAAUUUCCUGGACAUUCAGAUUCUGUUUGUGCAAUAUCAUUUUCUGAGAAUGGUUAUUAUUUGGCUACUGGUUCUUUGGAUGGAGAAGUUAAAAUUUGGGAUUUGAGAAAAUUGAAGAAUUUGAAAACUAUUUGUCCUUAUAAUGCUAAACAAGCGGUAAAUGCACUCACAUUUGACCAAUCUGGGGCUUAUUUAGCAAUUGGUGGGGCAAAUGUUCAAAUAUUUCAAGUAAAAUCAUGGAAUAAAAUUUAUCAAUUUGAUGGACAUACCCAAGUAGUUACUGGAAUUAAUUUUGGAGAAAAUGCAAAAUUUGUUGCUUCGAGUAGUUUGGAUAAGACUGUUCGUAUUUUUGGGUUAAGUUGA
Molecule: messenger RNA, 816 nt
Organism: Meloidogyne enterolobii
Lineage: Eukaryota; Metazoa; Nematoda; Chromadorea; Rhabditida; Meloidogynidae
Source: the annotation of a GenBank genome assembly